AUGGAAGACUGGAAGAGAGCCUUGGAUGAGAAUAAGUAUGUGGCCGCCAUUCUUAUGGAUCUCUCCAAGGCUUUCGACUGUCUCCCCCAUGAUUUGCUUCUCUUAAAACUUGAACACUACGGUCUUGGAAAUGAAGCCUUAAGUCUUCUGGAAAGUUAUCUCAGUGAGAGAUAUCAAAAUGUGAAAAUCGGGGAGUUUCUACGUUGUUUCUCAUCAAUACCGACAUUAAGUGUCGUGUCAGUGUGUCCUAAGAAUAGAAAAGAAUGGAUCGCUGCAUCUGACCGAAAGCAUUGUUCCUGCAUUCUACAAAACUGUACAAGAUCAGGCAAUUUUCAGUACCAUUGUUUGGUAAAUACAAAUGCUGAUGGAUUGGUAGAAGUUUGUCUCCCGGUACGUCGAAUAGUUGGGCAAUACUGUAGUUUUUAUGAUGACAAGAAAAUAAGAGCUGAGAACCACUAUCAUUUGCCAUGCAAAGAACAUGAUGUUGUCUGUCCGGAGUUUUACCAAUCAAAUGAGGCAUAUAAAUAUCAGGAGUGUUACAAAACAGUCACGACAGGUGAUACAAGUACAGAAGAGAGUCCAUCAGGACAAAUGGACGACAACCAAAUAGAAAUUCAGUUGGAUACAUCUGGUCGUUGAUCGCCAUUAUUGUUGGUGUUUCCAUCAUUGCAAUUUUGGGAACCAUAAAUGUGGUUUUACAAUUAAUUCGAACGGAAACCAAGGAAUCUUGCUAUCGUUUAUGCGGCCCUAACUGUUGUGACUGCUGCAGUACACAUCAAGAAGAGUCCUCGGGCAGGUGUAAAGGUUCAGAUGACCAGGGAGAAUCCAUCAAGCUGUCGUCUAUUGAUAACCAAGAAGAUUGAGGAUCAAUAUAAGCCUCUUAGCUUGUUACCAAUCCCCAUUCCAUGCAUAUGUAUAUUGUGAAAUGUUUAUUAUCAUGUAAUAAAUGAAUACUGUUUAAACUAAGAAGUAUCCUCAAUCAUGGAAUAAAAUAUAGAUGAGAAAACUUUUGAAAUACCAG
This is a messenger RNA of Ostrea edulis (European flat oyster), 1021 nucleotides long. RefSeq lists its product as uncharacterized. The transcript has 6 exons. Lineage: Eukaryota; Metazoa; Mollusca; Bivalvia; Ostreida; Ostreidae. The coding region runs from base 1 to 639 and encodes 212 amino acids. The record is from RefSeq and is a predicted model, not a curated record.